Sporothrix brasiliensis 5110 is the source of this 375-nucleotide messenger RNA. RefSeq lists its product as uncharacterized. Bases 1 to 375 code for a protein of 124 amino acids. Gene Ontology annotation, cellular component: ESCRT I complex. Gene Ontology annotation, biological process: protein targeting to vacuole; ubiquitin-dependent protein catabolic process via the multivesicular body sorting pathway; protein targeting to membrane. Lineage: Eukaryota; Fungi; Ascomycota; Sordariomycetes; Ophiostomatales; Ophiostomataceae. The record is from RefSeq and is a predicted model, not a curated record. The transcript has a single exon.
AUGGAGCUGGCCAAGCGCCUGCAGGAGUUGGAGGCGCGGCUAGCACAUCAACGGUCCGCCACACAGGCACAACUGCUCGGUGUGCAUGCGCUGGAACACUCGUGGCGGGCCAAACAAGCGGCCAUGGAUGCGGCACUGGCCCCGUUUGCUCCGGCUAGUCUUUACCAGCAGCUUGCAGCGGGCGUCAAUGAACAGGAGCAGGUGUGCCAGGCACUCGAGGAGAGCUUUCUCGAGGGUGAGGGCGAUGGAGGCCUAGCCAGCGAGCGCGAGGCUUCGGAAUGGGUGCGGCGGUAUCGUGAUGCUCGCAAACUGUUUUACCUUCGGCAGGAACGCAAGGAGCGAUGGGACGAAGGGCGUGUCGGCGGAUGGCGGUAA